This is a messenger RNA of Strongylocentrotus purpuratus (purple sea urchin), 1629 nucleotides long. RefSeq names its product CD151 antigen. The record is from RefSeq and is a predicted model, not a curated record. The transcript has 7 exons. Bases 247 to 1002 code for a protein of 251 amino acids. Gene Ontology annotation, cellular component: membrane. NCBI's taxonomy places the organism in Eukaryota, Metazoa, Echinodermata, Echinoidea, Camarodonta, Strongylocentrotidae.
AUCAACUCGAACUGGCGGGCCAAGACAUCUGUAAUGAUCUAACGUCGUAUAUAAAGAUUACCCGUGCUACGUCAACUUCAAUCACUUGAAAAAUUGGUUCGCUUCCACCAUACUAGGACAAACCAUAAACAAAACCAUUUGAAGAGGGUAGACACCACUAAGUUAACCGGAGAACAUUGAUAAUCAGCUCAAGUGAGCAUUCAGAUAUUAAUUAUUUUUAGGGAGCGAUCUCGUAUUCAAAUCAAAAUGGUUGCUGGUUGUGGACCAAAGAUUGCCAAGUGUUUCUUGUUCGUCUUGAACAUCUGUCUCUGGAUUUGCAGCAUUGCCCUGAUUGGUGGAGGGGCUUACGUGACCGCCAAUUACAAUGACUACGUGGACCUCUUCGCCGAUGACACGAUUCUGGUCGUCUCAUGGAGCGCCAUUGGUAUCGGUCUCUUCAUUUUCGUCGUCGGAUUCUCCGGAUGUUGCGGCGCCCUCAGCGAGAGCUCGUGUCUUCUUAAAAUGUAUUUCAUGUUUGUUCUUAUCAUCGUUCUUGCUGAAUUUGCAUUGGGAAUUCUCACGUUUGUCUACAGUAGUGACAUUGAAGAAAGUUUGAUGGAAGGCAUGCAGAAGACAAUAAACGAGACCUAUAAUGAUAAAGAGGGCGCUACCGAUGCCGUGGAUGACAUUCAGACAUUGUUUGAAUGCUGCGGUGCAUCAGGAUACGAAGAUUACAUGUACUCACAGUAUCUUGAUGUUGGUCUUGCUGUGCCCAAAUCAUGCUGUUAUAAGAACAGCACUGGAACUGCUAACUGCACCGGAGGGGCCAAAGGUCAACCUACGUACCCUGACCUUGUCUGGAAAGAUGGCUGUGUUAGUGCAUCGAAGGAAACGAUCGAAAGUCACUACAUCAUCAUCGGAGCUGUAGCAUUUGGUUUUAUUGUUUUUGAGAUCCUGACGAUGGUCUUUGCUUGCUGUGUCAUAAGUGGAAUCGGCAAUUCAGGAUACGACAAAUAUGCGUAAAGGGCUCCAUUCUUAUCAAUGCUUCUCACAAAAACAUUCACAAAUAUGCGUGGUUUCAGGAGGAUGAUGGGAGAGGUCAGCUUAUAUCAAGGUGAAAAUCAUUCUCCGGGUUUCCACUGUCCACAUCAGUGGCAUUCGAGAACAUAUGAAAUCUGGCAUUUCUGAAAACAGUGAUUUGCAGGCAAUUUUAUAUGAAUACCUUAUCAUGAAACGAAAGAAAUAGGGACCAUGGCGCAAUAGUUAUUCCGAAAUUUAACUGAAUGAUUAAGGUCUUAUAGGAAUAACCACUUACCGGGCAUGAUGAUAGAACAUAUUGACACAUAAAAGAGUCAGUUCACCUCUAAACGGUUUACACAAUAAUAGGAACAAGAAUGAGAAAAAUUUAAUGGUUACUUUGAGCUUACAGGAAAUUCGGUGAAUUAUUGUCAAGAAAUGUAAAUAUUUAUCUGUAAGUGCUGACUGAGUUAUUUGUUUUAAUUCAAUCCAUUUUUUCUAAUCUUUACACAUUUCCUAAGCUUUGUUGGGGGUGUCACAAAUAGGCAGUCAUAUUACUAUGUUGUCAAUGAUAACGAAAAACAUCGGUUUUUCUGUAAAUACUUGUAUAAGGUGAAAGUUGUGAAUAAGUGU